AUGCAUCGCUUUUUUGCAGAGCUGGAGCCAUCUCUAUCCGUCACUGAGCAAAACCUGGCAGACCGAGUUCGGUACAUCCUGCGCUCCAACAUAUUUGGUGACGCCGAACUCGAACGACUACGACGUGAGGCUGUUCCCUCAUCGGAUGGAAAUGCUACGGCUGGGAAUGCGGCGCCACUAAUUGCGCAGCAAACUGCAAAUGUGGACGCUGCCGUCAAUAUUCCAUUUGUGGUUGAUUCAGACGAUGAUGGAAUAGUCCCCCACGAACUAGAGAAAAUGAGGAGCAUAUUGGAAGAGUCGAUGCUGGAAACGCGCAGCAUGCCUCUCGAAAAUCGACCGCGACUUCCCCCGCAUACCCCUUAG
Messenger RNA from Parnassius apollo (apollo), 363 nucleotides. The record is from the annotation of a GenBank genome assembly. Lineage: Eukaryota; Metazoa; Arthropoda; Insecta; Lepidoptera; Papilionidae.